Messenger RNA from Hippoglossus stenolepis (Pacific halibut), 2654 nucleotides. RefSeq lists its product as uncharacterized. The record is from RefSeq and is a predicted model, not a curated record. The coding region runs from base 1171 to 2364 and encodes 397 amino acids. Lineage: Eukaryota; Metazoa; Chordata; Actinopteri; Pleuronectiformes; Pleuronectidae. The transcript has 11 exons.
GGUGAGGGAUGUUCAGCUGCCACAUGCAACUUCACCACUUUAUGUCACUAAAUUCUACACAAUGCAACUUUAAACUCAUUACAUCCAGUGUUUUAUUUGGAUCUUCACCGAGUUACAUACACUCAUAAAUAUCAGUUAUAACAAUUUCUUGAUCUGCACCCUUAUCUGGAUCCACAAUAAAAUUGAAUGGCUUCUUUCGUAAUCCAUAGAGUACCUUCUGUUUCGUGAUAAUCCAUCCAGUAGAUUUUGUGUAAUCAUGCUAACUAACAGACAAACAAACAAACACAUAUUUAAAAAAAACGACCUCCUCGGCAGAGGUAAAAAGGCUUUUCUUCCCGUAUUUAUUUUCUGUAACUGAACCACAUGACCAACAGCAUCAAAAGGAAAAAAACAUCCGUCAUGUUGCAUCAAGCUUGUGUCACUUCCAGACACAGGAGAACAGCAGCUCACUCAGACAUGGUUUUGUACAAACCCUCCCACCGUCUAAUUCUAACCAGUAAGAUCAACGUGAGGCUCCGCUCUGCAGUUGUUGUGCCUUGUUGUUUUGACUGCAGCCGUUUACCUCUUACCAUUUCAUAACUCAUAAUUAUCUGUCCAGACCCAGGGCUCCGUGCAUGUAAACACAGGCAGGUAUGCUCCCAGCUCUCGUGACAGGAUGCUUGCUUCAUCCAUGUUUCUCAAUGAGGAGGCUGAGAGCAUCCGAGAGUUUAAAAGACAAGCUGCUCAAGGGAUGUUUUCUCUCUCCGUCUCUUUUGUUUCUUGUCCUGCUGAAGCAUCAGCCCGUUCCCUGUGUGAGUUCAGAGCGUCAAAGUGAGGAAGCUGCUCAGCUCUGUGCAGACAGCCAACUGACAGGAAGGAAGGAACAACUUUAACUACUACGCCACAGCUCAACAAAAACUCAGAAACAUCAGACACUGGGUGUCUGUGGAAUCAGACACUACAGGCUGGCAAAAAGGGGGAACUGGAGCUUAAGCAGCAACCCCCCUCCUCCUCCCACAAUAUCCUCUUUUGGACCCAACCAGCCCCCGUUUUAAUGUUAUCUCUUUGGUUUUAGCGUGGCUCUCGCUCACACACAAACACACGUGUGAGGAUGAUUGCCCGGGCAGAUGGUGCUCAGUGUGUGGACUAGAAGCUGAGAAGAAGCUGAGAGGGACAAACUCCUCGUCCAUCAUGGGAUGCUGCAGUGUGACCCAGAGGCAUACUGGAGUGGACGAGGUGGGCCCCGAUGAGAUCGAGCUCCUGGAACUCUCUGGAGACAACUUAGGGGUGUGGAGUCUGGGAGAAACCAGGCUGCAGUUGAGGAGAAGCAGCAGAGAUGAGCAGCAGCCACAGCCGCCGCCACUACCGCCGCCACGCUACCCUUCAGUACGACACCCGGAGCAAGAGGUGGUGCUGUGGGGCAGGAGCAGAGAUGAGCUGCACCAUAGGAUUUAUUCCCAGCAGCCAAUCAGAGGCUGGGAGGGUCAACCAGCCCACAUGUAUGGAGAGGUUACCCACUCCUCUCUGGUGUCUCUCUACAACAGCUACACACAGGAAACCAGCGAACACUUCCUGGUGCUGUUCUCAUUUCACCUGCUGAUCCUGUCUCUGGACCACUCUCGACAGGACUUCAUCUAUCAGGGCAUCCUUCCUCUUUCUGGCCUCACCUUCCAGGCUGUCUCCCUGGAGGCCGACACGUCACAUUCACCUCACAUGUUUGAGAUCAGCGGACCAAUGGUGGAUUCAAAGGUGUUCCUAUGUGACAGUGCUGCAGCGUUACAGACAUGGACGCAGCAAAUAGAAGACAGGAGAUACAAGUCAAUGACACAACCCAUGAGUCCCUCUCACUGCGCCCUCUCCUAUCUAUUACCGUGUGAUAUGCUCUGGAAAAGAGAAGAACUGCUCAAAUACUUACUACAAGCUCCAAUAUGGCAGUGGGAGGGUUCACCCAUACAGCACAUGGGUCAGCCAGGAUACAUAUCGAUCAUCCAUAUCGUCAACUCACAGAGACAGGGACGCCAAGAAAGACUGAUGGUUCUCUUCCCUCAAGACGUCCUGCUGCUGUCAGUUGACAACAAGCGGCUGAAUAUAAGAUAUGAGGGCAGGUUGCCUCGACACAGCAUCAGAGCAGUGGAGCGCUCAGCCUUGCCCGGACAGCUGGAGUUUGAGCUGACAGGUGAUCUGGUGGAGCCCCUGCAGGUCUCUUGCACCUGUCUGGAGGAUUAUCAGAACUGGAUUUUUCAACUACAACAGCCGGACAGAAGCAGCCACAUCCCUGUGAUUCAGGCUGCACCUCCAAUCCUGCCAAAGCUGCAUAGGAGCAGGAAGGAGUCCCAGGAGCCGAUAAUGACCGCCGACCAAUGUCACAUCAAUGGACGCAGCUGACUCACCAGAGAGUAAAAGUUCACUGGAACUAACUGUGUAGAUAGCUUGUACAUAUUACUUUUACAUAUAAUUUCUGCCACAGAGUUGAGAUGAAGAUGCCCUAAUUUUGAUGCAUGAGGUUUCGUCACAGAGGAACUGAAAAGAUACUUAGUUCUUUCAUGUGGGGACAAACGGAAAUGAGGCCAUGACCUGGAUUCUGACCAGAUGUAGACAUUGUAGAGCUGUAUUGGUUUUAACAGAAACAGAACUGAUGAACAUUACUUUUGCAGAAUAAACUGUUUUAAAAAAGA